AUGAUUGAAGCAGCCUACAUCACACUAAAAUCCUGUUCUGGAGUUGCCUUGAUGUCCAACUUUGAGCAAUUGCUGCGUGGCAUCUGGAAGCCAGAAACAAAUGAGUUCCUUCAUAUGACCUUACAGGAGAUUCGGGUGUUCCUGACAGCAACUCACUCCCAUGCCUCCCCAUUUGCCCCUCUGGAAAAUGUGGUGUGUCCCAUCCUCUUUGGCUCUGCAUCUGGCAGUCAUGAUAAUCACCACCACCACCACCACCAUCAUGGAGGCUUGCAGGAGCCAUCCCUUCCGUCGCCACCUCAGAUGCCAGCCAAAUCAAGGGAGGAGCUCAACGAAGGAACUCGGAAACGGAAAGCCAAGAAAGUAGAAUGAGCUUCAAAGAAGGCUGGCGGAUCCAUCUGAAGCACCGCAACUUUGCUGCAAACCUUGUGGGACUCGUGGCCUUCCAAAGACAUGGUUGGAGGAAGCUCCUGGAAAGACCAGUCCUCUUCUUCUGGCCCCUGCCAUGGUUUUCCUGCCCUGUCACCUGUGAGCCGCAGAACUAUUGUCCGAAUGGACCUUUCGUUACAGAUUCUAGCUCAACCUCUCCUCUCCUCUUGGUCUCCUCCCCUUCCUAAGCCGCACCAGUGGAAAAGCUGGGAUGUGUUUUGGUGUCUCCUCCAUAUGGCAGACAGAGAGAGAGAGAGAGAGAGCUUCUUACCCUGCAAAACUACCCAGGGAUCUUCAACCCAGGCCAUCAUUAACAGUACCCUAAGGCCAUUGAUACUUUUCAAGGGCAGAGAAGCGUUGCAGAUGGAGUGACUGGCGUUUCACUCUCUACAUCAAUACUUUGGAUGUCUUACUUGGUUGCCAUUUGUAUAGAGGCCUUGAGCAUAGGAGAAGACCAUUGCUGCUGUUGCUGCUGCUGCUCUUUGGGCUGUUGCUAUUUGUGUAUGUGUGUUAGCAUGUUGCCAUUUGUAUACACCUCUCCAAAGUUUGAUGAGUUUUGCUGUAGGAAAGGAAACCAAAGCAACUACUGAGUGUUUCAAUCCUAGCCACUUUGCCAAACACUGUGAGACAUGCAUGUAAAUUAUUUAUUGAUUGAUGCUCCUUCCCCGGGGAUAAUUAUUUAUUGUUGCCAAGGAUUUUAAGCAGUUUGCUUCCUCUUACCAUGUCUCUUCUGCAAACAGUUGGGUUGUUUCUAAUGAACUGAUUUGGAUUCUCUGGUUGUUUUCCUCCUUCGAGUAAGAGAUGAUAAAAGUGAGGGGCUAUUAUUGGCAGAGGGGAGAAUUAGCUUCCAGCAGCUACGUAAGCCUGUAGGAUGCCUACAGAAUUCGUGCACAUGAAUUAUGGUUUAUUUACAGAUUUUGUCUAGGAAGUCAAAGCUAGACUGUACGAAUAAUGGAGCCAUGGUGAGCAGUGGUUAGAGUGCAGCACUGCAGGCUAUGUCAGCUGACUGCUAGCUGCAUUUCAGCCAU
This is a messenger RNA of Thamnophis sirtalis, 1454 nucleotides long. NCBI's taxonomy places the organism in Eukaryota, Metazoa, Chordata, Lepidosauria, Squamata, Natricidae. The record is from RefSeq and is a predicted model, not a curated record.